Messenger RNA from Charadrius vociferus (killdeer), 1617 nucleotides. It is a transcript of the gene MAPK15, whose product is annotated as mitogen-activated protein kinase 15. The transcript has 13 exons. Bases 1 to 1617 code for a protein of 538 amino acids. Lineage: Eukaryota; Metazoa; Chordata; Aves; Charadriiformes; Charadriidae. Gene Ontology annotation, cellular component: nucleus; cytoplasm. The record is from RefSeq and is a predicted model, not a curated record. Gene Ontology annotation, biological process: intracellular signal transduction; protein phosphorylation. Gene Ontology annotation, molecular function: ATP binding; MAP kinase activity.
AUGGGGGUCUGUGCUUAUGGCAUUGUCUGGAAAGCAAUCGAUCGCAGGACAGGAAAAAUAGUUGCUGUUAAAAAGAUUUUUGAUGCUUUCAGGAACAGAACAGACGCACAGAGAACCUUUCGAGAGAUUAUGUUCCUGCAGGAAUUUGGAGAACAUCCAAAUAUCAUCAAGCUGCUUGAUGUUAUCCGAGCUCAGAAUGACAAGGACAUCUACCUCGUCUUUGAGUCCAUGGAGACAGAUCUACAUGCUGUGAUUAAGAAGGGGAAUUUGCUGAAAGAUAUCCACAAAUGUUACAUUCUCUACCAACUCCUGAAGGCAACUAAAUUCAUCCACUCAGGAAAUGUUAUUCACAGGGAUCAGAAGCCUUCAAAUAUCUUGCUGGAUGCAGACUGCUUUGUUAAACUUUGUGAUUUUGGGCUGGCCCGUUCUUUAUGUCAGAUGAAUGAGGACCAAGGUAACCCUCCUCUAACGGAGUAUGUGGCGACACGCUGGUACCGAGCCCCCGAGAUCUUACUUUCCUCUCGAAGUUACACUAAAGGUGUAGACAUGUGGAGCAUUGGCUGUAUUCUGGGAGAGAUGCUGCUUGGGAAACCUCUUUUUCCUGGAACAUCAACAGUGAAUCAAAUAGAGCAGAUCUUGAGGGUCGUUCCUGCCCCAUCCUCUGAAGAUAUUUUGGCUAUGCAGUCAGAUUACAGGGCCUCAGUUAUUAACCGCAUGAGUUCCCGGCAGCGAGUAACAUUUGAGGAGAUUUUACCGUCCUCUACUCCAUUGCCUGCCUUGGAUCUUCUGAAGAAACUUUUAGUAUUUAACCCUGAUAAGCGACUCACAGCGGAGGAAGCUCUGCAGCAUCCUUAUGUGAAGCGGUUUCACUGUCCUGCCAGGGAGCCCUCUCUGGAUUAUGAUGUGAUUCUUCCUUUGGGUGAUGAUAUCCAGCUGUCUGUGGGAGAAUAUCGAAAUAAAUUAUAUGAGAUGAUCCUUGAAAAGAAAUUAAAUAGCCAUCCAAAGGAGCGCGCGUGGAAGGAAAACAUUCAGCUGAGUCAGUCUGAAUCCCGGCCGCUUCUUCCAAAUUCCAGUUCUGCGACUUUACCUACCGGGAAAGGCCCGAGAGAAACACCACCACCUCUUCUAAAAACUUCGCAUGUGCGUGCUGGAACUACAACUGCUGUCCAGCCAGAAGUAUCCGACCAGAGUGAAGAUUUAUGUCAGAGAACGAAGAUCAAUGUGAUAUACAAUCCCAUAACACACGCUGCUGUUCAGAGUAAGGCAAAUUCCGGUGCUGUCAUCAGGAACUGUUCUAUACCACCACCUCAACAGACCAGAAUCUCCAACAAUAGGAAACUGGGGAGACAAAUCACAUGGGCAAAUGCAAACGCUCGGCUACCUCCUACGAGCGUACAGAACCUUUAUAAUAAUCCAAGAAAUACGCAGUUUCACAGCAAAGAUGUUCAUCCCCUUCUGAAGUCCAGCAAAAAGAUGUUCCAGAUUACUGCAAACACGGGAGCUGCCGGUGAUCCAAGAGCAUCGAUGGGCAGUUACUCCCAGGCCUAUGGAACCAUAAGUCAAUCUGCACUGCAGAGUCUUCCGAUAUUGAAGUCCUCCCAACAACAUGAGCAGUGA